GUGGAGCGCAGUCCCAGCCUUUGUGCCCGCAAUUGCAGAAUGAGCGUAACCAAAACAAGUCCCUGCGGGAAGUCAGAGGAUAAUGAAGAGCCCGAGAAAGAGGCGGUGGCGGCUGGCGCUGGGAGUCUUACAGGGGUCCUGGAGGCCGAGGAGGGUUCGGACACAGAUUCGGACUCCUACCUGGAGACAGAAGGCAUCCGCAGUCUUGGAGAACUGGUCACAGACACGCUGUACCUGAGGUCGUGCCAGGCCUACAGCGCCGUGCCCGCCUCCUGCUUUCUGCGCCAAGGGAGAGCCCCAGAGCUGAACCUGCGGUACCGUGGUCUGGGGCCCCAGGGGGCCCAGGCUCUGGCUUCUGCACUAACCUCCAAUCCCUAUAUCAAGCGUCUGGACCUCCGGGACAACGGGCUCUGUGGGGCCGGUGUGGCGGCCCUAGCACGUGCCCUGAGAAAAAGCAGCAGCAUCUGUGAUGUGGACUUGUCGGAGAACCAGCUGGGAGCGGUGGGAGCCCAGGUCAUCUGUGCUGCCCUCAUGGCAAACCCAGCCAUACAGAAGGUCCAGCUGGCAGGGAACAGCCUGGAGGAGCAGGCAGCCCAGUACCUUGCUGAACUCCUGCUGGCCCACACAGGCCUGAAGUCCCUUGACCUGAGCUAUAACCAGCUAGAUGACCAAGCAGGGGAGACGCUGGGACCAGCCUUGGCAGAAAACACAGGACUCACCGAGCUUAACAUAAGCUGGAAUCACCUUCGAGGCCCAGGAGCUGUCUCUUUUGCCAGAGGACUGGGGGCAAACAUCUUCCUGAGAGUCCUGGACAUCUCGUACAAUGGCUUUGGAGAUCCUGGAGCCUCUGCAGUGGGGGAGGCACUUAGGACCAACAAUGUGUUGGAGGAACUCCACAUGAGCAACAACCAUAUCUCUGUGGUGGGAGCCCUGAGCCUGGGCCUGGGCCUCCGGGUCAACCAGACACUGAGGAUUCUUGUUGUAUCCAGGAACCCCAUGCGGAGCGAAGGCUGCCUGGGUGUCCUCAAGUCUGUCCGGGGUAAUCCAGUGUCUCCCCUGGAACUGCUGGAUUUCUCUGAUAUCCAGGUGAACAAAGAGUUUGACGACCUCGCUAGCUCAGUGAAGGUAAUUCUCCCAGGGCUCUGCAUAAAGACGGAUGCUGGCAGAGUGGAGUACAGAAAAGAGUUGCUGGCAGUCUUCGGACCAGCGUCUGCCCCUAAAUGACAGUGGAGUGUGACCUCACGAUGCCUUCUUACCACUUGAGUUUACACUGAGUCCCCAUGUAAACCAGCUGGUGAGUCCUAUGGAACUGACCUUCACAGUGACUCGGACACCUGUACCCUCCUCUCCAUCCCUGACCACUGAACUACUCCGGGCCUUCCUCUGCACUCACUCCUUCAUGGAACAUGAAGUUGUACUAUGUGCUGCAUACUGAGCUGGGCGCAGGGCUAAAAAUGCCCAAACAGGUUCCUGCUCUGGUGACUAGUUCAGGAGAUAAUUAAAACACAAGGUUCUGUGCAACUGGCACUCAACUGGCCAUGAUGCAAACUGUCACAACUUGUUUGGAAGGCAGCUUAUCAUUAGGCACCGAGAGCCUUGAAACUGCCUGUGUCCAUCGAUCCUACGAUCCAACUCAUUUGUUCUGCAGAAAUAAUGCUGUUUGUAAUAAUGGAAAUUGGAAAUCAUUUAAGUGCCAAAUACGAGGGGAUUGGUUACUAAGAUCUGGAAUUCUGCAAACAUUGAGAACCAAGUAUUCAAAGUACAGUGAGCAAUUUGUGAAAUGACAUACAAUUAAUGUUAAGUGAGAAAAUCAGUAUA
Phyllostomus discolor (pale spear-nosed bat) is the source of this 1818-nucleotide messenger RNA. RefSeq names its product leucine rich repeat containing 74B (gene LRRC74B). The coding region runs from base 40 to 1224 and encodes 394 amino acids. The record is from RefSeq and is a predicted model, not a curated record. The transcript is spliced from 9 exons. Gene Ontology annotation, molecular function: protein binding. Lineage: Eukaryota; Metazoa; Chordata; Mammalia; Chiroptera; Phyllostomidae.